GUUUUUGGUUCAUAUUUUUGUCGUCAAUUCUACAGCGUUCCUUGAAUAAGUGUCCAGAUGGCAGUUUGGCAGUGUUUGGUGGCGGCACCCCGCGCAGAAAGUUUCCGCCGCGACAUGACGGCCGGGCCGUGCGGUGCCCCUCCGCUUGCCAUCUGUCAGCCCAAUAGUGUCGGGGAUGCACACAAAAGAUUUCCACUCAGCCGCUCAAGUGAGGAAGACGGGAAAAGCUCCUUUCCAGAGGCUCCGACUUCAAGCCGACUGGAUGCAGCUGAGAAAGCGUCGAGGGACGAGGAUGUCAUUCUGGAAGGUGGAAGGCUCCGUUGGGGUCUUGUCACCGAUGAGCACGUCGACGGGGAUAGCGUUUGGAAAAGGCCACCUCAAACCCCAACACGUCUCUUUUGGCUUCCCUCGGCCCGAUCUUCUGAGGAGAAGCGGCCAUUCUGCGGGUGGAAAGAGGAGAACGUUCUCCUUUUGUCUCAGGUGGCGUCUGGGCAUUGUGCGAGGGAGGACAAAAGAUGAGGGCCCGUACGCCAAAGGAAGCAAGCAGUCCGGGGCAUCUGACCAAUCACAUUUCUCCCAGCGGCGCAGCCUUUCAGAAGAGCACCGAGGGGUGACCACGGUGGAUCUAAUGAAAAGGGAAGGCAGCAACCUGGGGCUCACCAUCUCCGGGGGCUCCGAUAAGGACGGCAAGCCCAGAGUGUCAAACCUACGGCCGGGUGGGCUGGCUGCCAGGUGUGACCAACUGAAUGUAGGAGACCACAUUAAGUCAGUGAAUGGCAUCAAUCUGCGCAAGCUUCGUCACGAUGAGAUUAUCAGCCUCCUGAAGAACAUCGGGGAGCGUGUUGUCCUGGAGGUGGAGUACGAGCUGCCUCCGUUACUCCAGACUCCAUCGGGAGUAAUAAGCAAAACCACACAAGUGUGUUUGCUCAAAGAGGGCAACAGUUUUGGCUUUGUCAUGAGAGGGGGCUUUCACGAGGACUGGCGCAGGUCUCGUCCUCUGGUGGUCACGCAUGUCAGGACGGGGGGUCCCGCCGACAGGGAGGGCACAAUCAAGGCCGGCGACAGAAUCUUGAGCCUGGACGGCACGCCUUUAAACCGAGAGACGCAUGCUGACGCGUUGACCGUGCUGAUGCGGAGCGGCCAGGAAGCUUUGUUCCUGAUCGAGUACGACAUCUCUGUCAUGGAGGCGGUGCAACGCGCCUCGGGCCCUCUGCUGGUGGAGAUCGUGAAAGGGGCCUCCUCCGCUCUGGGCCUCGGCCUCACCACAUCCAUCUUCAGGAACAAGCAAGUGAUCAUCAUCGACAAGAUCAAGCCGGCCAGCGUGGCCGAAAGGUGCGGAGCGCUGCACCCGGGCGACGCCCUGCUGACCAUCGACGGAACCAGCACGGAGCACUGCUCUCUGAUGGAGGCCUUGCAGCUCCUGGGGAACGCCGGCGAUGUGGUCAGACUGGAAAUCCUACCAUCCAGUCAGAGCAGACUGCCCGUCCGGCCGCAAGACACGGUAAAAGUCCAGAAGAGCAGCCAUCAUCACUGGGACCAAAGCGGCAACGUGGCCCCCGCCCAGCACGCCAGCCACGGCAGGACGUGGAGCAGCCCGAGCCACCCGCGCAAGCGGCAGGACCACUGCAAACCCGCCUCGGGCUUGGGCAGCCAGGGGAGCAGCACGCUGCCCUGCCCCGCCGCGCCGGCCGCGCCCACCAGCCCGAGGACCUCCACCGGCAAGAGGCGCAACAGGAAGGGGGACCACAAGAGCUCACUGUCGCUGGCAUCCAGUUCCGUGGGGCCGGGGGGCCAGGUUUUUCACGCCGAAGCGAGCGAGGUCGUCCUGAGGGGGGACCCGCUUACAGGUUUUGGCAUCCAGCUGCAGGGGGGCGUCUUUGCCACAGAAAGUCUUUCGGCUCCUCCCGUCAUCCGCUUCAUCGAACCGGACAGCCCGGCCGAGAGGUGCGGCUUGAUGCAGGUGGGCGAUCGACUCUUAUCCAUUAACGGCAUCCCGACGGAAGACGGCACUUUGGAGGAGGCCCACCAGCUGCUCAGAGACUCGGCUCUGGCCAAUAAGGUCACGGUGGAGAUUGAGUUUGAUGUGGCAGAGUCCGUGGUUCCGAGCAGCGGUACUUUCCACGUCAAACUACCCAAGCGAAGAGGAAUGGAGAUGGGCAUCACUAUCAGUGCAAGUAAGAAGCUUGGCAAGCCGCUCAUCAUCUCCGACAUCAGAAAAGGAAGCGUAGCCCACAGAACGGGCACUCUGGAGCCCGGAGACCGCCUGCUGGCCAUCGACGGCGUGCGUCUGGAAGACUGCACCGUGGAGGAUGCCACGCGUGUCCUGGAUCAAGCCGAAGACAUGGUCAAGCUGCGGAUACAGAAAGACGAGGACAACAUCGAUGAGCUGGAGAUGUCCGGUUCCGUGGUCUACACGGUGGAACUCAAGCGAUACAACGGCCCCCUGGGGAUCACCAUUUCGGGCACGGAGGAGCCCUUCGACCCCGUCGUCAUUUCGGGGCUGACCAAGAAAGGCCUGGCCGAGAGGACGGGGGCCAUUCACGUCGGGGACCGCGUGCUGGCCAUCAACGGGGUCAGUCUGAAAGGCAAAACGCUCAGCGAGGCCAUCUACCUGCUGCGGACGGCCGGGGAGUCGGUCACGCUCAAGAUCAAAAAACAAGCGCAGGGCGCGCCCCCGUCGCCGCCUUCUCACGAAUACGACGGCGGGCGAGUUGCGGACAGAGAGUUGGGCUUCCUGAGCGAGCUCGAGGACGAAGCCCGGGACUCGCUGAGAGCGGCCAAACGCUCGGAGACGUACUCGGCCGCCGUGCCCAGCGUGGACUCGGCCAUGAGCUCCUGGGACGGUUCGGGAUGCGACGGCGGCUACGGGAGCCAAGUGACUUAUCUUCACAAAGACUACUUCCUCCAUCCCAACGAAUGGAGGAGAAGCAACUACAGGAGCCCCAUGGGCUCGAUGGGCGCCGCAGGACCGGCGCGGCGCUACGACGAGGACGACUGGGACGACAUGCCCGGAUCCCUCAGCCCCCCUCAUUGCCACGGCACCCCCAACCAGGAGGAUAGCUUCUGGUCGCAGGACCUGGAGACUUGCGGCCAGUCUGAAAUCCUACGGGAGCUGGAGGCAUCGAUGUCGGGCAGCGCUUUGAGCCUGUACCUCGACGAGACCAAGACGGAGGACCACUCGGUGCUCCUGUCCCAAAUAAGUCCCAUUAAGCGAGAGGAAACCAAAGCGGCGCCGAAGGACGCAAGCGGCCUCAACGUGGUGGUGAUCCGAAAGGACCCCGAGAGCGGCGACUUUGGAUUCAGCGUGUCCGACGGCCUGCUGGAAAAAGGAGUUUUCGUCAACCUGAUCCGCCCUCACGGCCCGGCCGACCGGGCGGGCCUGAAGCCUUACGACCGGAUACUUCAGGUGAACCGCGUGCGGACCCGAGACUUGGACUGCUGUCUCGCCGUGCCCCUGAUUACGGAGGCGGGAGCCAGCCUGGAUCUGCUCAUCAGCAGGAAUCCCGCCGAAACGGGCCACGCCAAGGCUCCGCCCACUGACCGCGACCACCCUUCCGUCUCGCUGCUCUGCUUUUCGCGGCGCUGCACCGACGGCGCUGCGCUGUGAGCGUCGCGUCGCGCGCACGCCCAAUCGGGUCCCGCGGGUCACGUUGCAGCUGCCGUACGUUGGCAGCAUCCGCGGCACGAGCGGCGUUAAUCGCCGCGUUCGCGUGACGCUCCUUCCCCAGCAGCACAUUUGCAAGCGUCCGUUAUGCACACGCAGCAUCCGACGAGUUCUUGAGUUAACUUUGCCCCCCCCCCCCACGAGCGCACACUUGAUUGCUUCGAUGUUCACGCGUGCACAGGGUGGGAGCACAUUUCGGGGGGGGGGGGUGUUUUCUUGGCUCACCAAGGACUUCCGCCGUCCUCCCUCCCCAAAUAGAAUUCUCACAGCCACCGGCCAAGCGUCGUAAAAGGUCACGUUACACGACAUUAUAUAUAAAUAUGUAUUUGUUAAUCUGAUGAACGCUCACGACGGACGUCCUGGGGGAGGGAUUAUCGCCAGCAUUGCGUUCUGAUUGUUUUGCCUUUUUCACGCCACGUGCACGUUUACACUUGAUGGGAAUUCACGGAUUGGAUUUCACUUAUGGUUGUUUUCAAUUUUUUUGUUUUGUUUGGUGGGGGGUGUCUGGGGGGGGGGGGGGGGAGCGACCACCACCUUGGCCCCGUGUCGCUGGUACGACCUCAGCCAAGUGACUUAUUAACCAGGAGAAGCCCCGGUGUCACGUCUUGUUUACCUCCAUGGGGUCGUUGCGAGCGUACGCGUCCACUCCAACUGAAAGCAUCGACGUCCCGCGGUGGGCCUUCCGGUCCCGUGCGAGCGCUAGCGCGUCAAUUCUUCUCCGUCAAAUGAUCAAAUGUCGCCAGAGGUCUAUUUUUAAAAGCUUGCGAGUGGAAUCCAAUGUUCUGACGCUCGCGGUCUUUCUUUUUGCUGUAAAGUUUUUAGUCCCCAUACAAGCAUGUCAAAAGGAUUGGCCUGAUUUGCAAGACUCAAUCAGCUGUUCUAUCUACAUCGUGUUUUUUUAUUUUUUAUUUUUAAUAAAAACGUUAAAACCC
Hippocampus zosterae (dwarf seahorse) is the source of this 4596-nucleotide messenger RNA. Its product is annotated as glutamate receptor-interacting protein 2-like. Bases 176 to 3607 code for a protein of 1143 amino acids. The transcript is spliced from 24 exons. Lineage: Eukaryota; Metazoa; Chordata; Actinopteri; Syngnathiformes; Syngnathidae. Gene Ontology annotation, biological process: neurotransmitter receptor transport, endosome to postsynaptic membrane. The record is from RefSeq and is a predicted model, not a curated record. Gene Ontology annotation, molecular function: protein binding.